GGGGCAUUGGCCCCUGACCUCAGGGACGGAAACCAUUGUUACCUGGCAACAGCAAAGAGGUCGGGUGGCGGCAGUGGGCGGUGAAACUGCUUGGGUGAGUACCCUGCCCGGGUGAGGAGGGGCUGUCAGCGGGGCAGGGAAGUGGGCUGAGAGCGGAGGUGGCGAGCGCAGGCCAGGGUCGGGAGGCGGGGCGAGGGCCAGGAACGCAGGCAAGGCGGCACAGCUGGGGUCAGGGCCCGGGUCCAGGGAGGAGGUACUGGGCUGAGGAAGAGGGUUCGGGGCCGGAGAUGCGUAGCCCGGCAGGCCUCGGUGCAUUGUUGCAGAAGGACGACGGCGGCAUGUGCGAGGGUCCUUCCCGCAUCUCGGGGCCCAUCCCCCCAGACCCUACGCUCUGUCCUGACUACUACCGGCGGCCGGCCUCGGCCCAAGGGCGCCUUGAGGGAAGCACGCUGAAGUUGGGCCUGCUGACUCCGGACCCCGACCUGGACGCCACCCCUCCCCGCGGACCCCGCAUCGGUCCCGGAGCCCGAGAAAUCCUGGAGCGUGGCCGGCGCGGCGUGGGUGGCGUGCUGCUGCAGCUCGGGGGUAUUUCCCUAGGCCCAGGGGCCUCUCCCAAGAGGAAGGACCCUAAAGACCAUGAGAAGGAGAACCUGAGGCGGAUCAGGGAGAUCCAGAGGCGCUUCCGUGAGCAGGAGCACAGCCGGAAGCAGGACCAGUCCAGGCCCCUGAAGGCUCUCUGGCGCUCACCCAAGUAUGACAAAGUGAAGUCCCAUGUCAAGGCCCAGCUGCAGCAGCCCAGCCCUGCCUCUGGGACAGAGCCUGCCCAUUUCCUGAGGGCACAUUCCCGUUGCGGCCCUGGGUUCCCACCACCCCGUGUCCCCAGUCCCCAGCUAACCCCACCAGGUCCCAAUGCUAAGGGCCCAGGCCCAAGUGUGGACUUCAUUACCCACAAUGCUCGCACUGCCAAGAGGGCCCCCCGGCGUCAUUCUCGCUCGCUGCAAGUCCUGGCACAGGUGCUGGAGCAGCAACGGCAGGCCCAGGAGCACUACAACGCCACACAGAAGGGUCACGUUCCCCAUUACUUGUUGGAGCGGAGGGAUCUGUGGCGGCAGGAGGCUGAGGCCCGUCAGCACAGCCAGCCGGACCCGGCCAUGCCGCCUGGCCACACUUGCAUGCCUGAGAACCAGCGGCUGGAGACACUGAGCAAUCUGCUCCAGAGCCAGAGCCAGCUGCUGCAUGAGCUGGUGCUCUUGCCUGCUGGGGCGGAUUCACUGAGAGCCCAGAGCCAUCGUGCUGAGCUGGACCGGAAGCUGAUGCAGAAAUGCCAAGCCUGGUGUCCUUCCUGCUGAUUGACUACAGGAAGGUUUCUCUGCUGCCCUUAUCACUCCUCCACUCCUGCCUCAUGUCCAGGCCAGAAGGCAAGAUUGUGAGAUCAAGGAGGAGGCUAGGGCUGGGAAACAGAAGGACCAUAACUGCAUUUGUAGAAAACCUUUAAUGUUCCCCAGACUGAGAGGGCCCCAUGAGCAAGCUAAAAAACCCCACUGGGGAAGUCCCUGCCAUGUCCCAGCAGCCGGGAAGGGCAAGGGGCUGCAUCUUUGCCUGUCAGAGGCUGAAGCCACUACCAUUUCCUUGAAUGCUACUC
Aethalodelphis obliquidens (Pacific white-sided dolphin) is the source of this 1642-nucleotide messenger RNA. It is a transcript of the gene ENKD1, whose product is annotated as enkurin domain containing 1. Lineage: Eukaryota; Metazoa; Chordata; Mammalia; Artiodactyla; Delphinidae. Gene Ontology annotation, cellular component: cytoplasmic microtubule. The transcript has 8 exons. The record is from RefSeq and is a predicted model, not a curated record. The coding region runs from base 288 to 1349 and encodes 353 amino acids.